This is a messenger RNA of Andrographis paniculata, 1245 nucleotides long. Its product is annotated as basic leucine zipper 9-like. The record is from RefSeq and is a predicted model, not a curated record. Lineage: Eukaryota; Viridiplantae; Streptophyta; Magnoliopsida; Lamiales; Acanthaceae. The transcript has 6 exons. Gene Ontology annotation, biological process: regulation of DNA-templated transcription. The coding region runs from base 121 to 1062 and encodes 313 amino acids. Gene Ontology annotation, molecular function: DNA-binding transcription factor activity.
CUAACCUUUUUGCGCCUAUUAUAUAAUGAUGAGCGACCCCCUCACACUUUCCCCCUUUUCGCACUUUUUUCUCCUUCGCGCAUUUGCCGAUCAUCCUUCGGAGCUAAGGAAGUUGAAAUUAUGGAUGGCAGAUCGAAUUCCAGGAGCAGUUCAAUCCUUGGAUGCGGCGGAAUGAAGAGAAGUGAUUCCGACUUGGUGUUUGACGAGUUUUUAGCUUCCGAAGAAGACACGAAAGUGCAUCACGGAGCUCAGAUCUUUGGAGCCUCUGAACCUCGCCAUGAGCUAUUUGAGCUUGAGAAUCAGGAAAUUCUUUCUAAUGCAUUGGCGGAUAUUCCCAUAUGGUCUCAGAGUUUUUACUCAAAGCACUCUAACUUCCCUGCACAAAUUGACUCCCAGUCGGCAAUAUGUGUUGACAGCCCGAUAUCGGUCAAUACUACAAAGGGAGAUGAUAGUUCAUCACGUGAACAAUCAGAUGAAGAUGAUCAGGAGAUAGAAACUGGUUGUUGUGAACAAAUCACAAAUCCUAAAGAAAUUAAGCGCAUUAAAAGGAUGGUCUCCAAUAAGUUGUCUGCUAGGCGGUCAAGGAAAAGAAAGCAAGAACAUUUAGCUGAGCUUGAACAACAGGUUGAAUUAUUACGAGGGGAAAGUGAGUCAUUGUACAAACAACUUGCUGAUGCCACUCAACAAUACAAAGAUUCUACCACGAAUAAUCGUGUUCUUAGAUCCGAUGUUGAAGCUUUACGAGCCAAGGUGAAACUAGCUGAAGACAUGGUCACACGUGGCUCAUUGACCUCAAGUUUGAGCCAUCUUCUUCAGAACUAUCUGAACACACCAGACGACUACGCAAACAACAACAUGACCAAUAUAAGUCACAAUAAUGUGUCCCCAAUAAUUGCCCCUCGCGGGGACAAUAAUUUUUCCUACACCGGGAUAUCACCCCCGACCGUUGGACUUGGAAACUCCGCGGCAUUCACUAGCAGUGUCUCAACGGGAGCUGUUGGUGCUGACGGCGCACCGGAAAUGUGGGCUUGGGAUUCUGUUGUCGUGCCGGUCUCUAAAUAGGAGGUAUGUUUACUCGACUAGUUUUAAUUAUCCUUAUGUGUUUAUGAUGCUUCUUUGUGCUUUAAUUUGGACGCCUAUUUUGCCCAUCGGUUGUUUAUAUUUAUUUGCUAUUUUUGCCUUAUAUUGGACUUCUUGUUGUGUAUAAAUUGAUUGCCGCUGGUUUAUAGUUUGUAGCUUAAAUAA